AGAACAGUCGUUUAUCCUGGUGUCUAGGAUCCGUGGUGGAUGGUAGUGGUGGAUGGUGGUGUGCAUUUUAGUUUUUUAUUUUCCAAGUUCUUUUACAUGUAUGGCUGAAGGUGGAAGCCUGGUUUAGUUUGGCCUUGUUUAUGUGCAAGACACUGUGUUCUUUUAAUUUUUCACCAUCACCACCACCACCAUUACUUCACACCAAAGGGUUCAGUGGUCUGCAUAGUCUUGUGAGUUGAGAACAUUGUGGAACCUUUUUAUCCUGGAGCUGAGGAGCUAAUCCAGGAUGAAGUUGGAGGAAAUCAUUCCCCUUGUGGGCAAUUUUGGGCGCUAUCAGUUAUUUGUGGUCUUAUACGCUGGCGUGUUAUCUGCGGUCGGCGGUAUGGUGACUUUCGCCGACGUGUUUUUCGCAGCCGAAACGGACCAUUGGUGCCAAGUUCUGCCAAAGGAAAAUUGCUCCAGCUGGGUGGAGUUUCAAGACAACUGCACGGACGUGAAAAAAUCCAUCCUCCUGCCUCCUCCAGAGAACGAGGACAGCAAGUAUCCUUAUUCCACUUGCCAGCAGUGGGACCUGCCACCUGGGUACGAGUUCGAUCCAUACGAGCCACCCAGUGACGUUGAAAAUCAUACUUACGGUCGGGUGCCGUGCAAAGAUGGAUGGGAAUACGACACAUCGCAGUAUGAGACUACAACCAUCUCAGAUUUUGACCUGGUGUGUGACAAGAAAAGUCUGCGCAGCCUCGCUCAGUCGAUUUACUUCGCUGGGUUUUUGGUUGGAUCUUUCAUCUUCGGCUCUCUAUCCGACUGGAUUGGUCGCAAGAAAACCGUCAUCUUUGGAUUGCUGCUUCUCGCUUGUGGCGCAAUCGUCACAACAUUCUCCGUGAACAUCUACAUGUACAUGGCUUUCCGUUUCGUCGCUGGCUUCGGCAACAUGGGUUUCUACAUUCCCCUAUACGUACUGGUCAUUGAAUUUGUUGGUAACUCUUGGCGCACUGCAGCUACCAUGGCCUUGGGCAUUCUAUACGCGUGUGGAUACUUCUUCCUGGCAACCGCUGCUAUGUACAUCAGGGACUGGCGACGACUCUCUAUGAUCGUUUCGCUGCCGUUGCUCCCUUUGUUCGUCCCAGUGCUAUUUAUUCAAGAGUCGGUAAGCUGGUUGGUUUCCAAGGGAAGGAUUGACGAAGCUGAGGUCGUCAUCAGAAGAGUGGCCAAGAUCAACAGGAAGACGCUGCCAGACGUCUUAUUCGAUAGAGACGACAUCAAGGACGAAACAGAAUCGAAGACAUCAGCUAUUCCUCCAUCUGUCAUUGACCUGUUCAAAACACCCAACAUGGCGGCCAAGACCACCACUAUCAUGAUCAAUUGGACUGUGAACAAUCUUGUUUAUUACGGCCUCGCACAAAGCACCGACAAUCUAGGCGUGGAUGAGUACUGGGCGUUCUUCGUAUCGGGAGCCGUGGACAUCCCAGCGCUGAUUUACGCCACGUUCGGCGUUGAAUGGUUCGGUCGCAAGAGGAACACUGCCGUGCUCGAACUCAUCGCUGGUAUCGCCUGCUUGGCUACGAUCUUCAUUCCACUGGGUAUUUGGCGCACCGUGGUGGCCAUGAUUGGCAAAUUCGGGGUGUCCGCCUCGUACAGCAUAAUUUACUUGUACACGUCGGAGCUGUUCCCCACGCCAGUCAGGAGCAUUGGUGUGGGCAUGGGUGCAGUUGCGGCGCAACUUGGUGGAAUUCUGUCCCCAAUCAUUCUACUGUUAGGGGACUACUUGGAAAGUCUACCCCUGAUCGUGUUCGGCUCGAGCGCGGUUCUGGCGGGAUUGUUGGUGCUCCUUCUACCGGAGACGAAAGGACGAAAACUGCCUCAGACGCUGGAAGAAGGAGAGGAAAUAGGAAAAUGCCGUUGCAUGCGGAGAACGCACGAGGAGGAUACAGCACCUGUUAGCGAGAAUGGUGAUCGGCCAGAUGAGGAGAGCGCCCUCAACCUGCCCAAUCCAGCAUUCCUUUAUACUAAGGAGGAGGAAGUGGAGAUCGGAGUCUAGAACCUGCUGACCAUGGGCGGAGCCAAUAUAUGUGGUUUUUUUUAGAGGGGUUAAUAUGUUUGAAGAGGCUUACAUUUUUGAACGUGCGGUGCGCUUUCUAAAAUUGCCUGUUUAGUCUUCUCAGUUUAGUUUGUUUGUUUGUUUUUAUUUGACAAUCUCCAUAUAUCGUUACCAAGAACAAUGAACAUAACAUUACGCAUUCAAUUUAAAACAGAUUAUAAUCACAGAAAUACAAUGUCUGUCCGAGGCAUUCUUUCUUAUUAUGUUCUUUAUUGUUCUAAUCUUGUCCUACAGAUUUUCUGUCUGAGUGUAUUUCUUUACAAUCCACUUAUUACACACUGUGUUGGUUUCAGGUUUUAAGUCUCAGUUUUCUUGAUUUUAGGUUUUAACUUGGUAUAAAGUUCUUAUUUCGUCAUUUUGAUUUUCUUUUGAGGUUGUAGUAAAUCAAUUCUUUUUUGGUCUUUUUUGGUUUGAAAUCUAGAAUUGUGUCCCUUGUCUCUAUGAA
This is a messenger RNA of Patiria miniata (bat star), 2543 nucleotides long. Its product is annotated as organic cation transporter protein-like. Gene Ontology annotation, molecular function: transmembrane transporter activity. The transcript is spliced from 11 exons. NCBI's taxonomy places the organism in Eukaryota, Metazoa, Echinodermata, Asteroidea, Valvatida, Asterinidae. Gene Ontology annotation, biological process: transmembrane transport. Gene Ontology annotation, cellular component: membrane. The record is from RefSeq and is a predicted model, not a curated record. The coding region runs from base 287 to 2038 and encodes 583 amino acids.